This is a messenger RNA of Drosophila mojavensis, 6265 nucleotides long. It is a transcript of the gene grh, whose product is annotated as protein grainyhead. The record is from RefSeq and is a predicted model, not a curated record. The transcript is spliced from 16 exons. Gene Ontology annotation, biological process: regulation of transcription by RNA polymerase II. Gene Ontology annotation, cellular component: nucleus. Gene Ontology annotation, molecular function: RNA polymerase II cis-regulatory region sequence-specific DNA binding; DNA-binding transcription activator activity, RNA polymerase II-specific. Bases 1376 to 5395 code for a protein of 1339 amino acids. Lineage: Eukaryota; Metazoa; Arthropoda; Insecta; Diptera; Drosophilidae.
CCAGAGCAACAGCAACAACAACAACAACAACAACAGAAAAAUACUAAAAUACUAAACUAAAGCAUUAAGGCGGGCUCCACAAUGAAAAAUGUAUAAACUGUUAACAAAAGUGCAAAAGCAACCACAACAACAACAGCAACAACAACAACAACCGCAACAACAAAAGAGAGACGCAAAUGCUGCGCGCAUCCGCUGCCACCGCCAGCACCGCCUCCGCAGCCGUGUUUCGUGUACGUCGUGGCAAUUAAAAAAGUUUUAUGCAAAAUACGCAAAUCAAAUGUUAAUGCUGUGAGCUGUGCAUUGUACAUGUGUGUGUAUGUGUAUGUGUAUGUGUGUGCGUGCGUCCAAAAUGCACACAGCCACUACAGCAACAACAAGAGCAGCAACAACAGCAGCAACAGCAACAACAACAGUCAACAACAAUCAACAACAGCAACGAGACCAAGGAGUCGCACAUUAGAAGCUCACAGCUAGCAGUCAGGCUUUGAGCCAAAGACGCAUACCAACAGCAGCAGCGCUAAAGUGGCGAAAGGUGCACCCACCAGCAGCGGCAACAGCAACAGCAACAGCAGCAACAACAACAGCAACAACAACAACGUCAACAUCAACAACAACAAUCAACAAUUCCAGCAGUCAGCCACGAAUUAAGCGGGCACCACAAAUACAUGCAAAACACACACACACAUAUACAUAUAUAGCUACGUUCGUUAGUUCGUUAAACAUUUACGGUGUUUUUUUCUCGAAAUUAUUUCGAACAUGCCGUCGCCGCCUACCAAGCCUUCCAGCCUUCCAGUGAUAGUGUGCCAUAGUGAUCCUUACGAAUUGUAGUGCCAAAAUUCCAAUAUAUACAUAUACAACGUUUUUACCUGGUACUCGGCGCUGUGGACAGCUGCAACGCAUACAAAAUAUACAUAUUUUUAAUUACAACGAUAGAGGAGCUAGUUGUUAUCCAAGUUCCUUAGUGCCAUACAAACAAAAGCAAUAUCGAAACAGCAGCAACAUCAACAGCAGUAACAACAGUAACAACAACAAGAACAACAACCACAACAACAUCAACAACAACAAGUGCCUUCAUUCAUAACGUGAUAGUGAUAUUAUUAAAGUUUAUAUACUCGUAACAAACAAAGCUUGCCACCAACAACAACAACAACAAACAACAACAAACAACAUACAACCUGCAACACUUCGAAUGCCUUCGCCAUUUGCCAGCUGCAACAACAACAACAAAAACAACAAGCACAACGACAGCAACAACUCAAGUUCAAAGUUCAAAGUCUUCCACAAAUUUGUUCAAUAAUUAGUUUCGCCUAGAUAUACACACACACACACACGCACACACACAUAUAUAUAUAUAUACACCCCGAUAUAUAUAUAUAUGAUGUCCACAUCCACGGCGACAACGAGCGUCAUUACGUCCAACAACGAUCUAUCGCUGUCCGCCCACGCACACGCCCAUCAGCAACACGGCCACGCCCACGGCCAUACGCACACACACUCGCUGCAUCCACACACGCACACACACACACAUCGCCUGGGCGUCGUUGGGGGCGUGGGCGUGGGCGUCGGCGUUAUCGGCGGCGUCGGUGUAGUGGGUGGCCAUCUGAGCGACGCCUCCCUCUCGCCCAUCCAGCAGGGCGCCAACAUUGUAGCCAGCAGCAACAGUUCGCCCCUGGGCCAGAACGGUGUGCCGCUCCUAACCACAAUGCAUCGAUCGCCGGACAGUCCGCAGCCGGAGCUGGCGACCAUGACGAACGUGAAUGUCCUCGAUCUGCACACAGAUUCGGCCAAGCUGUACGACAAGGAGGCCGUGUUCAUCUAUGAGACGCCCAAGGUGGUGAUGCCGCCGGAUGGCGGUCCGGGCGGUGGCAAUGGUGGCAAUGGUGGCGGCUCGAAUGGUGGUCAUGACGAUGGCCAGGUGAUAGAUGCACGCAUCGCGGCACAAAUGAGCUCACAGCAUCAACAGCAGCAGCAGCAGCAGCAGCAACAACAACAACAACAGCAACAGCAGCAGACGGAGCAUCAGCCGCUGGCCAAGAUCGAGUUCGAUGAGAAUCAAAUCAUACGCGUUGUCGGUCCGAAUGGCGAGCAGCAGCAGAUCAUCUCGCGGGAGAUCAUCAAUGGCGAGCAUCACAUCCUCUCCAGAAAUGAGGCGGGCGAGCACAUACUCACGCGCAUCGUUAGCGAUCCCUCGAAGCUGAUGCCCAACGACAAUGCGGUGGCCACCGCCAUGUACAACCAGGCCCAGAAGCUGAACAACGAGCAUCAGGCUGUCUAUCAGACCUCACCCCUGCCCCUGGAUGCCUCGGUGCUGCACUACGGCAACGACAAUGUGAUCAAAACGGAGGCAGAGAUCUACGAGGAUCACAAGAAGCAUGCCGCCGGCGGUGGCUCCAUCAUCUACACCACAUCCGAUCCGAAUGGCGUCAAUGUGAAUGUCAAGCAGCUGCCACAUUUGUCGGGCGUGCCACAGAAACUGGAUCCGGAGCUGUAUCAGCCGGACAAGCACAUCGAUUUGAUCUACAACGACGGCAGCAAGACUGUCAUCUACUCCACCAGCGAUCAGAAGGGACUCGAGAUCUACUCGGGCGGUGAUAUUGGCAGCCUCGUCUCCGACGGCCAGGUGGUGGUGCAGGCGGGUCUGCCCUAUGCCACAACCACCAGCGGCACUGGACAACCCGUCUACAUAGUCGCCGAUGUCGAGGAACAUUUACAGGGCAAUGCGAGCAGCGCCGGCAAACUGAAUGGCCAGACCACACCUAUCGAUGUCUCUGGCCUAUCGCAAAAUGAAAUUCAAGGCUUUCUGCUUGGUUCACACCCCUCAUCGUCGUCCGCCACAACCGGCGUUGUCUCCACAACAACAAUCUCACAUCAACAACAGCAACAACAGCAGCAGCAACAGCAACAACAACAGCAGCAGCAGCAACAACAGCAGCAGCAUCAACAGCAGCAGCAGCAGCAGCCGCCUCAUCCCAGCGACAUUGUGACCAUAACCACGGCAGGAGUGGGGAGCGCGGGCUCGAUCGUCUCCGCUGCUGUGCAGCAGCAGCAGCAACAGCAACAGCAGCAGCUGCUGAGCAUCAAACGUGAGCCCGAAGACUUGAGCAAGGAUCCAGCCAAGAAUGGCAGCCUGGGCGCCUCAGCGAACGGUUCAGUCAUAACGCAGAAGAUAUUGCGCGUGGAUGCAGCUAGAAGUGAAGCAAGUGGGGCAACUGCAACUGCAACUGCAACUGCAUUCGAUAUAGCCAAUAAAACGGCAACAGCUACAGCAGCCACAGCAACAGCAACAACUGCAACAUCAGCAACUGCAACUAGUCCCGCCAGAGAGACAGCAGAUCUAGAGAUGUAUGCUACCACGGGCGGCACACAGAUUUAUCUACAGACCUCACAUCAGAACAGCAAUGGAACCAGCACACAGCAGAGCACAUUGCAAGCCCAGAGUCCCAGUCCGGGUCCAUAUAUCACAACGGAUAGCUAUGGCAUGUACACGACGACACGAUUGCCACCUGGACCGCCACCUGCCACCACAUUCAUAACGGAGCCCUACUAUCGUGAAUACUUUGCGCCCGAUGGCCAGGGCGGCUACGUGCCAGCGGGCACGGCGCGCAGCCUCUACGGCGAAGAUGUUUCCGUAUCGGCGGCCGCCCAGCCGCAGCCAGUGGGCGGUGUCUAUGAGGCGCGCUUCAGCAGCAAUGCGCCCACCACCACCACAGUGCUAACCAGCAGCAAUGCACACCAUCACAGUCAACAACAACAGCAGCAACAGCAACAGCAACAGCAGCAGCAACAGCAACAACAGCAGCAGCAGCAACAGGAACAGUCGGGCAAGAACGGUGGGACGCCGCUCUAUGCCAAGGCUAUAACGGCGGCGGGUCUCACCGUGGACUUGCCCAGUCCCGAUUCGGGCAUUGGCACGGAUGCCAUAACGCCGCGGGAUCAAAAUCACAUACAGCAGUCCUUCGACUAUACGGAACUGUGUCAGCCGGGCACCCUCAUCGAUGCCAAUGGCAGCAUACCCGUUUCAGUGAAUAGCAUACAGCAGCGCACCGUGGUCCAUGGCAGCCAGAAUAGUCCAACCACAUCGCUGGUGGAUACGAGCACAAAUGGAUCGACACGCUCGAGGCCCUGGCACGAUUUCGGACGCCAAAAUGAUGCUGAUAAAAUACAAAUACCAAAAAUCUUCACAAAUGUGGGCUUUCGCUACCAUCUGGAGAGCCCGAUCAGCUCGUCGCAGCGUCGCGAGGACGAUCGCAUCACCUACAUCAACAAGGGUCAGUUCUAUGGCAUUACGCUGGAGUAUGUGCACGAUGCGGAUAAGCCAAUCAAGAAUACAACAGUUAAGAGUGUGAUCAUGUUGAUGUUUCGCGAGGAGAAGAGUCCCGAGGACGAGAUAAAGGCCUGGCAAUUCUGGCAUAGUCGCCAGCAUUCCGUGAAGCAGAGAAUCUUGGAUGCAGAUACAAAGAACUCGGUUGGUCUCGUUGGCUGCAUUGAGGAAGUGUCGCACAAUGCCAUUGCCGUCUACUGGAAUCCGCUCGAGAGCUCAGCCAAGAUCAACAUUGCGGUUCAGUGCCUCAGCACGGACUUUAGCAGUCAGAAAGGUGUUAAGGGCCUGCCGCUGCACGUACAAAUCGAUACGUUCGAGGAUCCACGCGAUGCGACGGUCUUUCAUCGCGGCUACUGUCAGAUAAAGGUCUUCUGCGAUAAGGGCGCCGAGCGUAAGACGCGCGAUGAGGAACGGCGCGCGGCCAAGCGCAAAAUGACAGCAACUGGACGCAAGAAACUGGACGAGCUCUACCAUCCGGUCACAGAUCGCUCCGAGUUCUAUGGCAUGCAGGAUCUGGCCAAGCCGCCUGUGCUCUUCUCGCCCGCCGAGGACAUGGAAAAGAGCUUCUAUGGCCAUGAGACUGACUCGCCGGAAUUGAAGGGUGCUUCGCCUUUUCUGUUGCACGGCCAGAAGGUGGCCACGCCCACGCUCAAAUUCCACAAUCAUUUUCCGCCCGACAUGCAGACUGAUAAAAAGGAUCACAUAUUGGAUCAGAGUAUGUUAACCAGCACACCGAUGUCCGACUUUGGGCCACCCAUGAAACGGGGCCGCAUGACGCCGCCAACCUCGGAGCGCGUCAUGCUGUACGUGCGGCAGGAGAACGAGGAGGUCUACACGCCGUUGCAUGUGGUGCCGCCCACGACGAUUGGCCUGCUCAAUGCGAUUGAAAACAAAUACAAAAUCUCAACAACGAGCAUAAAUAACAUAUAUCGCACAAAUAAGAAAGGGAUUACGGCGAAAAUUGAUGAUGAUAUGAUAUCCUUCUACUGCAACGAGGACAUCUUCUUGCUGGAAGUACAACAGAUCGAGGAUGAUCUGUACGAUGUGACGCUCACAGAGCUGCCCAAUCAGUAGUAAAAGAACUCAAAACCCAGAGAGAGCGAGAGAGGGAAAAAAGGGAAACACACACAAAUAUGUGGACACAAUUUUGCUAAAUGAAAACAAAAACAAAAAUAUAUAAAAGUUGUUUCAAUAAGCCAUCUUUUCGAAAUAAGCCCUAAGUUAGGCCUAAGCGCUCGAUACGCAUAUUAUGAAUCUAUGAAAUAUAUUGAAAAAUAUUAUAAUAUAUAUAAAACCUUUUAUAUAUACAUAUAUUUAGUUGUAAUUGUUUUUGUUUAGCUACUUUAGUAACAAUGAGAUUACAUCAAUUUCUAAAAACAAAUUUUAAUUCUCGCUAUGUUUAUAUAUAAAAGAAGUAAAAGAACAACAUGAAUUAAGUGAAAUUAUCAUCUUUAUGUAUUUAUAACAAAAUAUAUGUAUACACAUGCAUAUAUAUACAUAUAUAUAUAUAUCUUUAACUAAGUUAAGUCUAACAAGAAUAGAGUGCAAAAUGUCUGUCCAGUUAAACGUUUAAGUUCUGCUAGGCCUUAGGUCCAAAAAAAAAAAAAAACAAAUUCCCUAUAAAAAGCCCUCUGAAAUUUAUGCAAAACCAUUUGAAAUUUUACUCUAAAUAAACUUUAUUUAAGCAUUUUUUUAAUUGUUGUGAAAUUCUUUAAAAAUCGUUUGUUCUUUGUCUCUUCAUACCUUGUUAUUUGUGGCUAUAAAUGUUGAAAAAUAUAUACAUAUAAUUAAUAACAAAUAAACAUAAACAAAACAAAAUAAUUAGGAUCUCUGCUAAACACAAACAAAAUAAAAAAAAAAAAAAAAAAACAAAAACCGAUUUUGCUUCCAAUGCCUAGAACAAAACGUAAAAAAAUAAAAUGAAAUUGUCAAAAAAAAAAAAAA